AUGCCCCGCCUCCCCUGGCCCCCCUCGGGCCGGCCCGGGGCGAGGGGCCUCGAGGCCCGACUUGAGGCUACCUUGGGGAGCCUGCCGGCGCGCAGCCCGAAGCCCUGCCAGCUCAGACGAGGAGGAGGGGGGAGCGGGGCCUGCUGCCGACCUGCUGAGCGACGCGGCGGGGACGCUGCAGCGCAGGGGCAGGGCCGACAGCGCCGCCGCAGGCCUCGGCCACGGCCAGCCUCCCGAGGCGCUGGUGCAGGGCGGGCACGAGCUGCACUGGUGUGGCCGCUGCAGCAUGCACCAGCCGCUGCGCACGAAAAGCACUGCCGCGACUGCGGCUGGUGCGUUCGCACCCACGACCACCACUGCCCCUGGAUUGGCCGCUGCAUCGGGGAGAACAACCGCACAAUAUUCCUCUGCUACCUCGCGAUCCAGACUCUCGAGUUGCUCGUGUAUUUUGUCGAGGGCCUCCACGGCGUUUCGGUCUUCGAGCCCAGCGCCCUGCUUGUGGUAGGGCUCCUGUGCAUCGCCCUGUUCUUCAUUAUGGUCCUCACCCUGCUGAACUACCACGUGUUCCUCAUGCUCGCUAACUUUACGACGUGGGAGCACAUCUCGUGGCACCGCAUCACGUACCUGAAGCGCCUCGCGCAGGAGGACGGCUCGCCGUUCUCGCGCUCGCAUCUCGGGAACGUGGUGGACUACUGCUGCGGCGCGCGGUGGUGUCCCGCGCCGCUGCGGAGGCUCUCGGCGCUGAAGACGGACAAGGACCUGGGCAUCGUCUGGGAGCUUGCGGAGCAGCGCCCCCCAUGCUGCCUCGUGGCCUACUGCAUCGACACCUGCUGA
Messenger RNA from Prorocentrum cordatum, 834 nucleotides. The record is from the annotation of a GenBank genome assembly. NCBI's taxonomy places the organism in Eukaryota, Dinophyceae, Prorocentrales, Prorocentraceae.